Cryptomeria japonica (Japanese cedar) is the source of this 1758-nucleotide messenger RNA. RefSeq names its product beta-hexosaminidase 2-like. Gene Ontology annotation, biological process: carbohydrate metabolic process; glycosaminoglycan metabolic process. Bases 1 to 1758 code for a protein of 585 amino acids. Gene Ontology annotation, molecular function: beta-N-acetylhexosaminidase activity. Gene Ontology annotation, cellular component: membrane. The record is from RefSeq and is a predicted model, not a curated record. NCBI's taxonomy places the organism in Eukaryota, Viridiplantae, Streptophyta, Pinopsida, Cupressales, Cupressaceae. The transcript has 2 exons.
AUGAGGAUCCCCCUGCGCUCUCUCAUCUUCUCUCUCUUCGCAUUCACAGCUGCGGCAUCUGAAAACAUUUAUGUAUGGCCAAAGCCCAUCUCUGUAAAAUGGGGAAAUGAGACCCAAUUCAUGAUUCCAUUAUCUUCGACCUUCCAAAUCUCGUUUCCCAAUCAUACAAGCCUUGCAAACGCAGUCUCCCGCUACAAACAGAUCAUCUCGGAAAAGCCUUGGUAUCCCAUCCACUCACCCGACGCUGCACCAUCCACGCCCGUUUCUUCGACCCCGUUAAAACAGCUCAAUGUGCUGGUCCGCGAUCUCAACGCCGACCUCCAGCACGGGGUCGACGAGUCAUACAAUCUCACCGUUCCCUCUGACGGAACGCCCGCCACUUUAUCGGCUCAGACGGCAUGGGGAGCCAUUUGGGGCUUGGAGACCUUCUCACAGCUGAUCCGCCUCUACAACGCCACUUCCUCUUAUCCUCUCCUCAUCCCGGGGCCUUUGAUGAUCGUGGACUACCCGCUAUUCCCACACAGAGGAAUUACGCUUGACACAAGCAGGAACUUUUAUACUGUGGGAGAAAUUCUGAGGACCAUUAGCGCCAUGAGCUACAACAAAAUUAAUGUGUUCCACUGGCACAUAACCGACUCGCAUUCUUUUCCGCUAGAGUUGCCUUCGGAGCCGACCCUGGCGCAGAAAGGAUCGUACCCUGGCAUGACAUAUACAAAUCAAGAUGUGCGUGCAAUAAUCGAAUAUGGGCGAGACCAUGGCGUCCGUGUCAUCCCGGAGAUUGACGCUCCAGGGCAUACCUUGUCAUGGGCCAAGGCCUAUCCAGAGAUCAUGACAUGCGCAAACACAUUCUGGUGGAAGCCCGGCAGCCUUUGGGAGGAGCGAACAGCGGCAGAGCCUGGAUCCGGCCAUCUCAAUCCUCUCCACCCCAACACAUACAUAGUAGUCAAAAACGUCGUAAAUGACGUAGCUUCCAUGUUUCCUGAUCAUUUCUACCACGGAGGCAACGACGAAAUCAUUCCCGGCUGUUGGGAGGAGAACCUCGAUAUUCAAAGCUUCCAAGCUCAGGGAGGAGACCUCAGCGAACUGCUCGAGAAAUUCGUCAACACAACCCACCCUUACAUUACUGCCCACAACAAGACUGUAAUCUAUUGGGAGGAUGUGCUACUGGACGCAACAAUAAAGGUAAGACCGGAUCUUCUUCCCAAAGAAACCACCAUUCUUCAGACCUGGAACAACGGCCCGAAUAAUACAAAGCGCAUUACUGCAGCGGGCUUCCGGGCCAUUGUUUCGUCGGCAGAUUUCUACUAUUUAGACUGCGGCCAUGGGGACUUCGCUGGCAAUGACAGCCGCUAUGAUAAGCAGAUUGGCGAUGAUCCAGGGAAUCCAUUCAACUAUGCGGGAGGCAAUGGCGGGUCGUGGUGUGGGCCCUUCAAGACUUGGCAACGAGUUUAUGACUACGAUAUCACUUAUGGGCUGAGUGAGGAGGAAGCAAAGCUUGUUUUAGGUGGAGAGGUUGUCCUGUGGUCUGAACAGGCUGAUGGGACUGUUUUAGAUACUUGGCUUUGGCCCAGAGCUUCUGCCAUGGCGGAGACACUGUGGUCGGGGAAUAGAGAUUCAAGUGGGAAAAAGAGAUAUGCAGAGGCCAUAGAGAGAUUGAACCAGUGGAGAUUUCGGAUGGUGAGUAGGGGAAUUAAUGCAGAGCCUCUGCAGCCAUUGUGGUGUCUCAUUAAUCCUGGAAUGUGUAACUUGAAUCAAUAA